Haliotis rubra (blacklip abalone) is the source of this 6092-nucleotide messenger RNA. RefSeq lists its product as uncharacterized. Gene Ontology annotation, cellular component: extrinsic component of cytoplasmic side of plasma membrane. The transcript has 16 exons. The record is from RefSeq and is a predicted model, not a curated record. Gene Ontology annotation, biological process: cell surface receptor protein tyrosine kinase signaling pathway; protein phosphorylation; cell differentiation. The coding region runs from base 397 to 3969 and encodes 1190 amino acids. Gene Ontology annotation, molecular function: ATP binding; non-membrane spanning protein tyrosine kinase activity; signaling receptor binding. Lineage: Eukaryota; Metazoa; Mollusca; Gastropoda; Lepetellida; Haliotidae.
CCCCAACGAACUGGGUCAUUCAUAUCCGGGACGAUCCAUACCCGUCACUCGGGUAUUACCCAUUCGUUGUCAGUAGUUCUGCUGCAUAAUAGUGACUAGUUGAGUCUCCCGUCCCUCUCUCAACGCGUUAGGUGACUGGAGGUAUGUGUAAGAAUGUGACAGUCAGAUGACAUGGCUACAUACUGACAUACUGAAGCGGUACAAGUUGACAAACGAACAACCAAGAGUCGUGGCUUCGCAUUUCUUCAAGACCUGUAUGUAUGAGUCGAAUAUACUGUAGUGGACAUUUAGAUCUAUUUAUUAAUCGUCUUGUGUCUCGUGAAGAACGUGGGUCCACGGUUACUCUCAAAAGAACAUGUAGUAAACAGUGUGAAUACAGAUGAUUGUAUUAUCAAGAUGUCGGACGCAAAGGUUCAUAUAGUGACAUGCUCGAACUUUGAAUGUGAAACAGAGUAUGCUCGUAUGUGUGUCGAUUUGGAGACCCGGGGGGUCGUGUGCGUCAUGGAAGGGAGAGGGGAUUAUGGCAUCGGAUCUACUUUUGUGGAGAAGUUCAAGGAAAUGGUGGAAAGUACUCUUGUUACUAUAAUACAUCUCUGUCCUGACAUGAUCGGCCGUCUGACGAAUUUAACUGACGUUUUACAGGGUCACCAGCGUCAGAAAUAUUUAUUCAUUCACGUCAAAUCCACGCCGAAAGAAAUCCCGGUGGUUUACAAAGAAGUUACUAAGAUGCUCUUAGUAAAUGACUCAUACUAUAAGAAGAUCAUAGACAAGAUUUUGGAGAUUGUGCAACAGCCUAUCUGUGCGUCGUCUGCUACUGAACUCACCUACGCUUCUGCUACAGAACUGUCGUCUGCUACAAAAGAGGAUGACGACUUAUAUUCGGACACUGGGAUUAGUCCUUAUUUCAACCCACCGCUGACAGAGCGUGACGUGUUUGUCAGCCACGUAGAAGAUCAGCAAUGUAGAGAUACAGGUGUUUACUUUUUGUCCAGCAAGAUACAAUGCAAGCCUCACCAUCUCCUGAAAUGGUCAUCCCAAGGGGAACUUCGGGAGAUGUGCCACAAGAGUAGACUUUAUGACAGCAGCAACAGAUCAAACACAGUUCGUUGUCUUCUGACCAAAGUUCUUCCAGAUAUCUUUGCAAGGAAGAAAAUACCUGAAAUAGCUGAACUUCUGGCAGUUCCAAUUUCUGUGGUGCAGAAUAAAGUUCUUACUAAACUCAGGGACAUCCUGCUUUCAACUAAACCUGAAGACAUUGAUCAUUCUGAUCUUCGGACAGCUGAAAAGGCUCUGUUUGAAUGCUGUCUGACAAAGACAGAUUUUAUAGAUCCUGUGUUCGUGCCUAAUUUCAUCUGCACGUACCUUUUGACUCUCGUCUAUUUAACGGUGUUCCAAGACAGCCGUCAUUCAUCUUUGGAUACCGUGAUCAAACGGGUAAAGCAAUUCAUUUCACAGCAAAGCCUGGGAAGCAAUAUUCCUUUCGGUGACAUAAGUAGUUUUGUUGAUGACAUCCGAAAACGUAUUGAUGACGUUGACAAAGCAGUGAAGGCAAUUGGAACGAAUCGGAAGCACCUUUCCACCGUGAAGAAGAAGUCCUGGCCAGUUCAUUUUUCUAUGGUUUUGGGUACACUUAUUGAGGUGUUUCACGGCGAACCCCAGACAGCCCUUGCGGCCUUGGACACUCUUCCACUGCUACUGAAGCCAAGACAACCCAGAGUUAGGAACGUGUUGCAAAAACCCAAACUGAACGAGAGAGUCAUACAGAUGGUCACAUCUGGAAUGGUUGCAUACCUGAAUGCCUUAGGAGAUACAGUCGGUGAGGAUAUAGAGGAUCGUGUCAAGUCUGCUUUCACGGCUCUUGGAUUGUCACUAAAGUACUUGGACGGAAGUAUGUUCGGUAUGGUGAGAUGUUUGCUGUUUUCACAAAAUCCAGUAAUCAGACAAGGUGCUAUGAUCCUGUGGAAAGAUGCCAGUGAUGAAACAACUGAAAGUUUAAUGGUGACAGAAGUUCUGAAACAUCUACAGCCAAUCAGCACCAACCACUUGCACAAACAACCAACCAACCAUUCCACAAGCAGUGCAAGCUGGAAAGUAGCUUCUACUCGAAUUGGUUCAGACAAAAUCAUGCUCCACAUCAAUUUACCUUCAGAGGAAGUCCUUGUGAAACAUAACAGGAGUCCAUUCAAGUCAUCAGAUUGUGGCCACCUCACUUCUGUCGAAGUUCUGAGAGAUCUGUCUACACACCCGCAUAUUUUGUUUAUGUGGGCAUAUCGAAUCGACCAGUUCCCUGUGUUCUACAUCACUGAGGAUUACAGUCAACAGAACUUCCAAAAGGUGCUUUAUUAUAGUGCAAAGAGCAAGGCCUGGUUUCAACCUCUUGAGCUCAUGCAGUUUCUUAUACAAGCUCUGGAAGCAGUUAUCGCCCUUCAUGAACAUGGCGUUAUACAAAGAGAUCUUACAGCUGCCAGUUUUGCAUACAACAAGGAAAGCAAGACUGUCAAGCUGUGCCGCUUCAUGUUGGCGCGAAAAUGUGGGCGAGAAGAAACUGUUGUUGACAGAGAAUGUUCGUCCAUUCCCAUGAGAUGGUCUGCCCCAGAGUCUCUCAAGCAACACCAUUUCUCUAUGCGGUCUGAUUACUGGAUGGUUGGACAUCUCAUCUACGAAAUCAUCACACACGGCUGCCUUCCCUACUCAGAUCUCGGACGGCAAAAUGUGUCCGCCAUAGAAAACAUGAUAAAGGAAAACAGAAAGAAGUUAUACCAAGAAAGAUGCAUCCCAACAUCAGUGUUUGAUGUCAUCCAAAGCUGCACUACUUUUGAUGACACACAUCGGAUGUCGGUGUGUGAAGCAAAAAGCAGACUGGAGGAGACCUACGAUCGUUACGUCAGCUCCAACGAUCUACCUGAAAAGAUAUCUUCCGUGACACCAGACAUUUUGUUUCCUGGACUUGACAGAACAUCCUAUCAGGAUCUCCCUAACGAAGAUUCAGAAAGAGACGAUGGUUAUGAUGAUGCAGUUCAUGACUACCAAAACUUUAAAGAAAGUCAAACCUCCUCGUCAGUAGAAGAACCGUUGUAUGAAGAAUUGGGACCCAAGGAAGAUGUGGGUUCUCUGCUGAAACCAAACCAGAGGAUGGAUGUACUGCGUCGACGCCUGACACAAACAGAGGAGUCACAGUUGAAUACAGAAAACAUCCCAGGAAUAUACGGCUGUGUGACUGUUGAAGAAAGCAAUCAAACAGAAUACCUGGUGUACGAUUUCCCAACUGGACACUGUGUUUCCUUGAGCAACGUGGUGGACGUUAGGAGCUUCGGCCUCUGGUCUGUGAAGUACAUUCGCUGUUUGAGUGCAGUAGCAAGGACGUUGUCUCUUCUUCAUCAGCGAAACUGGGUCCAUGGUUGUCUGAGUACAGAUAACAUAUGGAUAUGUGAUACUAAAGAUGAUGGCGAUUACAAGGUAUACUUCUCUGACCUUGGGUACAUACGAAGAUCAUGUAACAUUGAGGAUGGGGUGAUUGCUGAUGAAAGUUUUGUUGUCCCACAGGAUGAACAUGUGUACAGAAGAUCAUCUCCUGAGGUAAUACGAGAUGGUACCUACUCAUGGGCGAGUGAUGUCUUCAGUUUUGGUCUGAUCCUGUGGAGUGGCUUCUCCAACUUUAGCUCCUACCAUAAUCAAAAGGAUCUAAACAAACUCGAGAGUAUUCCAAAAGAUAAGUUAUAUGAGUACCUGACCACUACAUCUGGAAAUCAGAUUCUUCCCAAACCGGCUAAGUGUCUGGAUUCAAUCUACUCUCUCAUGCUUCUCUGUUGGAGUCCUGAACGACAUGAACGACCACGGAUGACUAUUGUUCAACAAAAACUCUUGGAAUCCAACACAAGCAGGCGGCAGUACAACAGCCUUCCAUCAAGAAAAGUUAAAAAGGCAAAGUCCCAAGACAUCCCAAGCUCCGCAGACCAUAGCGUCUGGUGACUAUGACGAAGUGGAGAAUUCCUCCUUACAACAUGAUGGGUCGAGAUCGUCCUAUAUUUCAUCAACAAUGGAAGUCUCAAAUGUGUUGGUUAACAGAGAAACAGUUUUACGUCAGGACAAUGCAAAAACGCAAAACACAUCACAAGUUUCUUUUACCAGGCCAAGCCUUAAACCAAAACCAUUACCAGACAAUGAGAAACAAGGAAAAGGCAUGCACUUACAGAAUUUCCUAACGGGAUCAGCAGCACACCUGAACGGCACACAGGACACAGCAUGUGACCAAAUACCACAAGUUGGUAAGUCAACUUAUGUUUCCCAAUUGAACCUGGAAUCUUUACCUCAAGACUCGAUAUCCGUCUGCAGCGAAGCUACACAGUAUGAAAUGUUUAAUGACUCAACGUAUACUGUUGAGAAACCGAAAACGAAUGAGAAGCCACGCCUCCCUCCGAAGCCAGAACAUAUGCUUCGGAAAACACAAGUUGCAUCUUCAAGUGAUGAUCAACCACAUGUUUGUGAAGAAAUAUAUGAUGACUGUGGGUACUCUGUACAUACAAGUAUUGAAGGACCUUCUGGAAACAGACCAGAAUCACGGCAACCAUCAAAUCAAACUGAACUGAAAUCCGACACUGUGCCACAUCGUGUAGAAAAUGCCGAUCGACCACCUUCCCCACAAAGUCCUCCACCACUACCACUACGUCCGCCUCCACGACUGAACAGUGAAAAAAGUAACAGUUGAUGGAACAGCUCAGGUCGAUCCUCUUUGUGAAAAAUGACCUUGUGUCAUGAAAACUAUUUUGGAGAUCCAAGGACCUCAUCUUUCUGUAACCUACUUCUGUAGGCUACCUCAGGUUUACCUGUUCGAAUGUAUAUGGACCAAUUGUCAAACUAUUUCGAGUUAGUAUUGACUAACGAGCAUUUGUGACAAAAUAUUUCCAACUUAUUUUACUUUCCAUUGAAUGACCUAUUUUAUACAUUUUCUGACGUUUGUAUUUCACUAUAUUCUUGUUAAUAUACAUCUUCAAUAGAAUUGAUAUUUGGCAGUUUCGAGGCUCAUAGCUUAACUCUCUCUCUCUCUGUGUCUAUCUCUCUCUCUCUCUCUCUCUCUCUCUCUCUCUCUCUCUCUCUCUCUCUCUCUCUCUCUCUCUCUCUCUCUCUCUCUCUCUCUCUCUCUCUCUCUCUCUCUACGUGUGUGUGUGUGCUACGAUACAUAGAAUGUACUGUUCUUCGAUUUAAAGAAAAAGAUAUAUGUAUCUAUACUAUAGAUCUGGCGAUCCAUGCGCCCAGGUCAACAUAUUGCCUCAAUGCAAGUCGGAGUUGUAAGCAAUAGAUUUUUCUUCAUGUAGUUGUAAUGUAAUAUGUGUAGUGUGUGUAUCAGUUGUCUUAACUUGAGUUGGGAACAAUGUAUUCACCCCGAAAUAAUUUACGUGUCACAAAUGCUUCUUUCUGUUGUUUUUUCAAAUCCACACUCCAUGCUGUGUUCAUAAUGGUGUAGUAAAGAGUCAAUGUUUUAAAACACAUUUGUGUUAAAGUUACCAGAAAUACCUUUUAUAGCUUGUAACAACUUAACCAAUAAUUCUCUUUCUUAAGUAUAUUGAUAACACAUUGCCAAAUAAUUUCUUAAAAUGUACUUUACUUUUCUGGAUUAUCUUGUUACGUGUGGCUGUAAAAACCCUACUCGUCACUGUCCUGUGAUCGGCCGGUCGCCUCCUGUACUGUGCCUUCGUGUUCAUUGGGCCAUCGCUAGAAAAUUUGUUUCCUGUAAAUUAUAUUCUCCAGCAUCGUAUUCUCUCAUCAUGUGUUCGUUUGAUAUAUGUCAUGUCCUGUGUGUAUGCAGACUCCAAGCCUGCUGCAAGUGUUUUGGUAGCUUUGAUUUGCAAACAGAAGCGGGACUAUUUAGUUCUACGUAGAUAUUUUUCAUGUAUUUAUAGUCAUUUAGCCACUUUGCUCAUUGUACUACCUGUCAUCUCCUUUGUGUAUGCAAAAAUGAAGUCUGCUACAAAUGUUUUGGUAACAUUCAUUUCCACACAGGAGCGAGAUUAUUUAGUAUCAUGUAGAUAUUUUUCAGGUAUUUAUGGUCAUAUUAAUCACUUUGCUCACUGUACAUAUCCUCACCACAAAGAUUU